AUGUUACAGGGCACGCUUGCUGAGCGAAUUCGAGCAGCAGGAGCUGGAAUACCAGCAUUUUAUACUCCAACCGGGUAUGGAACGCUGAUACAGGAGGGAGGUGCUCCGAUCAAGUACAGUCGAACAGAAAAAGGAAAGAUCGAAAUUGCAAGUCCUGCUAAAGAAACCCGUGUUUUUAAUGGAUAUAAUUAUGUAAUGGAAGAAGCGAUCUGGGGAGAUUUCGCCCUCAUCAAGGCUUGGCGAGCAGAUAAACUUGGCAACAUUCAGUUUAGGCUGACAGCCGGCAAUUUCAAUAACGCUAUGUGCAAAGCGAGUAAAUGUACGAUCGUUGAAGUCGAAGAGAUUGUCGAACCAGGAGUCAUCGAACCCAAUAAUGUCCACAUUCCAUCCAUUUAUUGUGACCACUCAUUACUUGGCAAGAUAGCUAUAAAUAACCAAUUGAGCGCCCAAUGUUCUUGCCUCGUUAACCUCGGUAUUGGGAUUCCAACGCUGACACCUAGUUAUAUUCCUGAAGGUGUACAUGUUCAUCUUCAAAGUGAAAAUGGCGUUAUUGGGGUGGGUCCGUAUCCCCAGAAAGGUCAAGAGGAUCCAGAUCUCAUCAAUGCUGGAAAGGAGACAAUCACAUUACUCAAGGGUGCCUCUAUAGUUGGAAGUGAUGAGUCAUUCGCAAUGAUCCGAGGGUCACACAUGGAUAUCACGCUUCUUGGUGCUCUUCAAGUCUCCCAAUUUGGAGACCUCGCGAAUUGGAUGAUACCUGGGAAACUAGUGAAGGGAAUGGGAGGUGCCAUGGACCUGGUUUCUGCUCCAGGAGCUCGUGUGAUU
Molecule: messenger RNA, 822 nt
Organism: Ostertagia ostertagi
Lineage: Eukaryota; Metazoa; Nematoda; Chromadorea; Rhabditida; Trichostrongylidae
Source: the annotation of a GenBank genome assembly